GGCCCCCACACCCAAAAGUUUAACCCUUUAUAGAGCCCAUCCAUCUCCUUCCCCACACCCCCUCCCCUUCUUCUCCUACCCUUAGCUGCGCUUAACAAGCUGCCACAUAAAACAAUGGCGCCCACCCUCCUGUCGCUUCUCCUCCUCCUUCUUCCCCUCCUCCCUCCUCCCUCCAUUCUCUCUUCCCUCCUCCCCCACCCUGAGCUUGUCGUCCAAGAAGUACACAUGAGCAUUGUUAAUGCCACAAGAAGGAAGCUAGGCCUCCCCUCCUGCGGCACCGGCAACCCCAUCGACGACUGCUGGCGCUGCGACCCCCACUGGGCCGACAACCGCCAGCGCCUCGCCGACUGCGCCAUCGGCUUCGGCAAGCAAGCCGUGGGCGGCCGCGACGGCCCCAUUUACGUCGUCUCCGAUCCCACCGACGACGACCCCGUCAACCCCAAACCCGGCACUCUUCGGUACGGCGUCAUCCAGGACGAGCCGCUCUGGAUCGUGUUCGCCCGCGACAUGGUCAUCACCCUCAAGGAGGAGCUCAUGGUGAACUCGUUCAAGACCAUCGACGGGAGGGGAGCGAGGGUGCACGUGGCCGGCGGCGCGUGCAUCACCAUCCAGUACGUGACGAACGUGAUCGUGCACGGCAUCAGCGUGCACGACUGCCGGCUGGCGGGGAACGCGUACGUGCGGGACAGCCCGGGGCACUACGGGUGGCGGACGGUGUCGGACGGCGACGGAGUGUCGAUCUUCGGGGGGAGCCACGUGUGGGUCGACCACUGCUCGCUGUCGAACUGUAACGACGGCCUGAUCGACGCGAUUCACGGGUCGACGGCGAUCACGAUUUCGAACAACUACAUGUCGAACCACGACAAGGUGAUGCUCUUGGGUCACAGCGACACCCUUUUGCAGGACAGGAACAUGCAGGUCACCAUAGCUUUCAAUCAUUUUGGAGAAGGGCUGGUGCAGAGGAUGCCCAGGUGCAGGCAUGGGUAUUUUCAUGUAGUGAACAAUGACUAUACGCACUGGGAGAUGUAUGCAAUUGGUGGGAGUGCUUCUCCUACUAUUAACAGCCAAGGCAAUCGGUUUCUUGCUCCUGACGACAUUGUCAAAAAAGAGAUCACAAAGCGAGAGAAUGCAACGGAGAGGGAAUGGAGAGGAUGGAAUUGGAGGUCAGAAGGAGAUAUGAUGUUGAAUGGCGCUUUCUUCACGCCAUCGGGAGCCGGGGCGGCUUCUCAGUAUGCCAGGGCAUCCAGCCUGGGGGCGAGACCAUCCUCCCUGAUCAGCUCACUCACAAGUCAAGCUGGUGUACUCAGUUGCAGGAAGGGUUCCCCUUGCUAGCUCCCUCAUAUUGUAUUGUAUACCCACAACUUGCAAUCCAACUAAACAUCAUUUUAUGAUUUCGUUAUUAAAAUGAUAAGAUUCAAGUUCGA
Malania oleifera is the source of this 1424-nucleotide messenger RNA. Its product is annotated as probable pectate lyase 5. The coding region runs from base 115 to 1332 and encodes 405 amino acids. The record is from RefSeq and is a predicted model, not a curated record. Gene Ontology annotation, molecular function: pectate lyase activity. The transcript is spliced from 4 exons. NCBI's taxonomy places the organism in Eukaryota, Viridiplantae, Streptophyta, Magnoliopsida, Santalales, Ximeniaceae.